CAUGCGAACUGUCAAAGUCGGUAGUCAAACUUUUCGCAGCAGAAGAGAGAUACUGUAACAAACGAAAGAGACAUCAGCUAACCUGCCAAAAGGAUCACUUGACUUUGACAGCUUUAGCCGAGGCUUACUUUCGUUUCACUUGAUUUGGAAUUUUAUCGAGUUUCUUCGUGAUCUCCUGAAACGAUGAUGUACUCCGCUUUCAACACCGAUUGUGACUCUUCUUCUCGCUGUAGUACAGCUUCUCCAUCCGGCGACAAGCUGGUUUACUUCAACUCUCCUGAGGGAUCCUACUCCAGCAUGGGCUCUCCCCAAUCUCAGGACUUCACAGACCUGAAUUCAGUGUCCAGUGGUCCGUCCUUCAUCCCUACUGUUACCGCCAUCUCUGCCAGCCCAGACCUGCAGUGGUUGGUCCAGCCGCUAUCCUCUGUGGCACCUUCUUACAGAGCCCAUCCCUACAGUGCCAGCCCCCCAACCUACACUAGAGCCAUGAGGAACAAGGGCCACAGCUCUGGGCGCAGAGGCAAAAUGGAACAGCUUUCGCCUGAGGAGGAGGAGAAGAAGCGAGUCCGUAGAGAGAGGAACAAGCAGGCAGCAGCUAAAUGCCGCAACAGGAGGAAGGAACUCACCGACACUCUGCAGGGUGAAACUGACGAGCUGGAGGACGAGAAGUCCGCUCUCCAGAACGACAUCGCCAACCUGCUCAAAGAGAAGGAGAAGUUAGAGUUUAUCCUGGCAGCCCACCAGCCCAUCUGCAAGAUCCCCUCUGAUAUGGACACGACUUUCCCCUCCAUCUCUCCCUCCCAUGGGGUCUCCAUCCAGCUGUCCCCACCACAGAGCAUGGUAUCCAGCUCUGCCGCUCCCCUCGCCUCCAUCCAGUCCACCUCCACCCUCUCAACCUCUGCCUCCAUGUUCUCCGGCAGUCCCUUCCUGUCCACUGUCUCCGACGUCAAGAUGGCCGACCUGGACACAGCCUGCCUGGAGUCCCUGUCUCUCCUCGUCAAGACGGAGAUGGAGACGGCCCGGUCGGUGCCCGAGGUCGAUCUGACCAGCUCCCUGUACACCCAGGACUGGGAGCCUCUCUACAGUACAGCCAAUAAUGACUUUGAGCCCCUGUGCACCCCUGUGGUCACCUGCACCCCAUCCUGCACUACCUAUAAGUCUUCAUUUGUCUUUACCUACCCAGAGGCUGAGGCUUUCCCUACCUGUGGUGUAGCACACCGGAGAGGCAGCACCAGCAAUGACCAGUCCUCUGAUUCCCUCAGCUCCCCUACCCUCCUAGCCCUGUGAGGAGAACUUCAAGUUGCGUUACCCAAAUGGCUCCCUAUAUAGUGCACUGCUUCUGGCUCUGGUCAAACGCAGUGCACUUGGGGACCCCCCCCCCCCUCCCCCUCUUCCACACAACACGACUUCCUCUAGAGCACAUUUGGCACUUCAUGUACAGUGAUAGAUGUGCAGAAUGAUCGCAGGGCUAUGGACUUGGACACACAACCAGGAAGCCGACACAUUUGAUUUGUUUACCAAGUUGUCUCGACUAUAAUCGGUUAUUACUUGCCUCUUUCAACUAUGUAGCAAGUUAAAGCAUGUUUAACUUAUAACACAAUAGUUUGGGUUUACAAACCGUAUAUUGAUUUUAUGGCUCUAGAUAACAAAGUUGUUGACUUGUUCUUCAGCGCAAUAUAGUUAUCUUGACCGGUUUUGUUUUCUGGUUGAUGGAAUGUGAACUUGUUUGUGGUGUGUGUGUGUAUGUAUAUAUAUAUAUUACACACACAUGAUGCGCUUCUCUAACCAUGGUCUGAGUGGUCUAUCUUAGUAUGAGAGUUUUCUGUGAAAACGUUAGUAUUUAAUUUAUUACAUGUAUUUAAAUGAACUACAAAGCAAACAACCUUUGUAAACCUAACAAAUAAAAAGGAAAUGAAAUAUUUAAAAAUA
This is a messenger RNA of Oncorhynchus mykiss (rainbow trout), 1929 nucleotides long. RefSeq names its product protein c-Fos. Gene Ontology annotation, biological process: regulation of transcription by RNA polymerase II. Gene Ontology annotation, cellular component: nucleus. Gene Ontology annotation, molecular function: RNA polymerase II cis-regulatory region sequence-specific DNA binding; DNA-binding transcription factor activity, RNA polymerase II-specific. The record is from RefSeq and is a predicted model, not a curated record. NCBI's taxonomy places the organism in Eukaryota, Metazoa, Chordata, Actinopteri, Salmoniformes, Salmonidae.